Spathaspora passalidarum NRRL Y-27907 is the source of this 1170-nucleotide messenger RNA. RefSeq lists its product as uncharacterized. The coding region runs from base 1 to 1170 and encodes 389 amino acids. Lineage: Eukaryota; Fungi; Ascomycota; Pichiomycetes; Serinales; Debaryomycetaceae. The transcript has a single exon. The record is from RefSeq and is a predicted model, not a curated record.
AUGGCUUUAUCAAACACCGCCAUUUUAGUGAUUAUCUGCCUCACGUUUGCUCUGAUUUUAUUCAUCAUCUUUACAGCAGGUGUCUUUAUCAUUCCUUGUGUUUUUGAGGGCCCCUUGCUUUUCAAGUUAAGAUCUGGUUUAAUCAAUUUGCUACAAGGGGACCAUACCAAGGAUACUAAUAUUGAUUUAGAAAACCAACUGAGCAAAAGACCACUUCAUUCUGAUGAUGUAUCCAACAUUGCUUUGAAAAGCUUCCCGAUGGAAUCUGAUGGUGCUACAGAAACCACCCCUAAAGAAAGGACUACUCUGGACAAUCUACAAGGCGAAGCUCCAAGUGAUGGCUCAAGCAAUCUUCAACAAUGUGAAGUUUCAGGCGAAUCACUGGAUUUCAAAAGUAUCCUUGAUGAUUUUGAUAGAAUCGCUGCAACCAAAAUUACUGAACAACGCUUACGUCGUAUGUCCACCCUUUUAAUUAAAAGAGAAGGUGACGUUGUGGAAACAGUAAUUGCUAGACCAAGUGAAAGUCAACAAUCUCAAAUUAGUGAGCAGUAUGAUUCAUUAUCGAGAACUUUACAGUUACAAAAGGAGAUUCAAACCAGGAUGAAUGAAAAUGAACUUUCAAUUAGACAAGUUAGAGAUCCAUUCCUGGACAGUUUCAUCUCUGUGGGCGGAAUUGUGGUGGUUGUUAAGCCAUUCCACGGCUCAAAUGAUUAUGAAUUUGCUUCAUUACACACUGGUGAUUUGCUCCGGAUUAUUAAAUUUUACGUUCGAGAAAAUAAAGAUGAUGGUUCAAUUAAAUCUAUUCAAAUUGCUAACAAGACUAAAAGUGCAGUUGACUUACUACCAACUACCAGUUCUACUUAUGGUGAAAUUGCUAAAGUUUCAGAAGUUGCUAAACCUGCUGAAGUUACUGACGAUGGCACCAUUGACGGAUUCAAACAAGAUAUUUGUAUUGAUAAUACCGAUUCUAACCACGCAAGCAUCUAUUGUACUGGUGUUUUACUUAAUACUUAUUUGGAUUACAAUAUUCACACCAAUGAUUUAAGUUUGUGUGUCAAGAAAGACACUGAACUUGCUGAAACUGAAUUACUUAAAGAUUUCCCUUUGAACAUAGUAUCAUUAGAAACCACGGUAUUAAAAAACAUGCUUGAAGAAGAUGAAGAUAAUUAA